AUCAGCUUGAAAAUGUAAAUUUAAUUGAUUUUUCCAAAAAAUUAUCAUGUUUCCUUAUCAGUUUGGCCUGAUAUAAGCCUGUAAUCUACAUUCUAUUAGCAUAAAAGUCAAUUAUUAACCAUUGUCAGACAUUAAAGUUAAAUAAAUAGAACUUUUCUGCAUUUGUUUACAUUUUGUACAGCUGAAUUUAGCUUAAUUGUAAUUGGAUUGGUGAGCUACGUGAUCUUGAAAAGAUCCAAUCUUAAAAUAUUCAUCAGACCUUCAGUCAUUUCAUUCAUUGAGUUUAAUUUAAGACGCGAUAUAUAUAUAAAUAGUUUCCACAGUAUUAUCGAUGAUGAAAAUGAAAUAUACGAGAUUGAAAAUUAGGGCUUUAAAAAAAUAUUUCAGUACAAAAUACAGAAUAUUGAAUUAUUCCAGUGAUUCAAUUUGGACUGGAUUGCAUGUGCUUGGAUUAUUAUGUGUUGUUAUACUGUUUUUGUUCUCUAUUUACCUACUGAAUAUCUCAAAUGAAUCUGGUCCUAAUUGCUAUCUUGACGAAUAUUGGAAGGAUGGAAAAACAUUAAAUGAAAUUAGUGACAAUUUAUUAUUAAGGAACUCUAGUCAACCAAACAAUGUGUUCUUUCACGAGACGAGUUGUAUAAAAGACGGAAUGUUAAGACUUAAUGCAAGACAGGCGUGUGCAAUAGAAUCAGCAGCACUAAUGAAUCCGGAUCAUAACAUUUUUGUAAUGUUUACCUCACAAGUUGGAUUUAGAAACUUGUCAAGCUUGCCAAUUAUUGAUGCACUGCUGUCAUAUCCAAAUGUGCACUUAAAUUAUUUAAAUAUAACAAAGUAUGCAGAGAAUACGCCUUUAGAAGAUUGGAUACUGACUAAUAAGCUUUUCGAAUCUCAAUAUUUAAUAUCCCAUACUUCAGACGUACUUAGAUUUCUUUCAUUAUUUAAAUUCGGAGGUACAUAUUUGGAUUUAGAUAUUGUCAUGCUUAAAUCACUAAACAACCAAAAACCUCACAACUUUGCAGCUGCUGAAUCUCAUAUUGCGGUAGCUGUCGGAAUAAUUCACAUGGAAGGCAAAACAGGUCAUGAAAUAGCUGAAAUGUGCCUUAAUGACUUAAAAAAGAAUUUUAAUGGUAAAAAUUGGUCUAAUAAUGGACCUUAUGUGCUCACUAGGGUCCUGUAUGAAAUUUGUAGAACGAAAGACAUUCAGCAAAUGAUUGAUAAAGAUAUAUGUACAAAUUUUCGAGUAUUACCAAUUGAAGAUUGUUACGACAUUGGCUGGUCAGAGCUCCAUAAAUUCUUCAAGCCUGAAUAUUUGAAUGAGACGCUCGGACGUAUAUCAGACGCUUUAAUGACUCAUGUAUGGAAUAAGGAUAGUGCAAGGAUACCAUUAUCAAAAGAAGCCAAUGUUGCUUACAUCCAUCUUGCAAAAAAGUACUGUCCAAGGACACUUGAAGCAUGCGAUCAUUUUUGAUAAUUUAAUUUAAGUAAAAAGUUCUCUUGAAAUUUGUAGAUUUAUAAGUUUAUGGAUUAAAGUUGAUUUUUGGUACGAACCUGAAUUAAGAAUCCUGAAAGCCAACAUCAAAGAAACAAUUGUUUGCAUUUCC
Molecule: messenger RNA, 1601 nt
Organism: Chironomus riparius
Lineage: Eukaryota; Metazoa; Arthropoda; Insecta; Diptera; Chironomidae
Source: the annotation of a GenBank genome assembly